UGGGUAGUCUUAGCCUCCAAGGACGUUCCCGAACCCUGCGGACGCGGGGCGCCAGCAGGUGGCGCUGGACGCGCAACUGACAAGGAGGCGGGGCCUGCAGCAGGCUUGGAGGCUUCGCGCUCUGGAGGCUCAGGCGCCGCGUGGGGCCGGCACCUCCGGGCAGCAGCGGCAGCCGAGACUCACGGUCAAGCUACGGCGAGGAGUGGGUGGCUGAAGCCAUACUAUUUUAUAGAAUUAAUGGAAAGCAGAAAAGACAUCACAAACCAAGAAGAAAUUUGGAAAAUGAAGCCUAGGAGAAAUUUAGAAGACAACGAUUAUUUGCGUAAGGACACGGGAGAGACCAGCAUGGUAAAAAGACCUGUGCUUUUGCAUUUGCACCAAACAGCCCAUGCUGAUGAAUUUGACUGCCCUUCAGAACUUCAGCACACACAGGAACUCUUUCCACAGUGGCACUUGCCAAUUAAAAUAGCUGCUAUUAUGGCAUCUCUGACUUUUCUUUACACUCUUCUGAGGGAAGUAAUUCACCCUUUUGCAACUUCCCAUCAACAAUAUUUUUAUAAAAUUCCAAUCCUGGUCAUCAACAAAGUCUUGCCAAUGGUUUCCAUCACUCUCUUGGCAUUGGUUUACCUGCCAGGUGUGAUAGCAGCAAUUGUCCAACUUCAUAAUGGAACCAAGUAUAAGAAGUUUCCACAUUGGUUGGAUAAGUGGAUGUUAACAAGAAAGCAGUUUGGGCUUCUCAGUUUCUUUUUUGCUGUACUGCAUGCAAUUUAUACUCUGUCUUACCCAAUGAGGCGAUCCUACAGAUACAAGUUGCUAAACUGGGCAUAUCAACAGGUCCAACAAAAUAAAGAAGAUGCCUGGAUUGAGCAUGAUGUUUGGAGAAUGGAGAUUUAUGUGUCUCUGGGAAUUGUGGGACUGGCAAUACUGGCUCUGUUGGCUGUGACAUCUAUUCCAUCUGUGAGUGACUCUUUGACAUGGAGAGAAUUUCACUAUAUUCAGGUAAAUAAUAUAUAAAAUAACCCUAAGAGGUAAAUCUUCUUUUUGUG
Messenger RNA from Gorilla gorilla gorilla (western lowland gorilla), 1046 nucleotides. RefSeq names its product STEAP family member 1B (gene STEAP1B). The coding region runs from base 238 to 1014 and encodes 258 amino acids. NCBI's taxonomy places the organism in Eukaryota, Metazoa, Chordata, Mammalia, Primates, Hominidae. The record is from RefSeq and is a predicted model, not a curated record. The transcript is spliced from 4 exons. Gene Ontology annotation, cellular component: endosome; plasma membrane.